Messenger RNA from Culex quinquefasciatus (southern house mosquito), 4648 nucleotides. It is a transcript of the gene mura, whose product is annotated as RING finger protein 44. Lineage: Eukaryota; Metazoa; Arthropoda; Insecta; Diptera; Culicidae. Bases 1843 to 4005 code for a protein of 720 amino acids. The transcript has 12 exons. The record is from RefSeq and is a predicted model, not a curated record.
CUCACACGCCUCAAAAUAUGUAUACAUGUAUAUGUAGGAAAAGCGUUUAGUUGUUCUGCUGUAUGGUUAUGUAGCGUAAUCAUUUUGAUGACGAAGAAAUUAUGCUUGUGAGUGUGUGUGUGUGUGUUUGUUAAAAUUUAAUCACGACGUAAAUGAGCAUAGAAUCCCCUAUUUGCUGUAUUUAAAUUGUCAACUAUAUCAAUGAAAGUUACCAAAAUUAAAGCAUGUGAAAAAGGAAAAACGCGAAAAAUAUAAUCCUGCAUGAAAACAACGCACUCAUUCGAACAACUUGAGGAAGACAAACAAAUAGUAACGAACAAAACAAAUCAAGCCAAAAAAAGAACUAAAGACUAAAACCCCAGAUGGAGUUCUAUACAAAAAAAUGUGUGUGUCUCUCUCUUUCUUUCUUAUUGCACCUCUGACGUUUGUAAAAGUGUCGCGUUCCCCCCUGCACUGGGGCCUAAAGUGUAACGUUGCGUAACCAACAGACCCACGUGUGUACGUUUGUAAUGCAGAACAUAUGCAAAGAGCCCCACUGAGUGCAGCUGUAGGAAGCAAAGCAACAACAACAGAGAAAAAAAAACGCCUUCUGUUAGUAGAAAGUAACGGUCACAGUGCAAUUGGUGCAUUUCAGUUCAACUACCGCAGUGCUUAUUCGUACCCGCACAUCCAACUCACCUUAACUAUAAAAUCUCUUUCCUAACAUCUGCACUGUACAAAAACAAAAAAAAAAACCCAAAUUACAAAGUCUUAAGCUGAACAAGCAUAUCAUCUAUAACUCUCCAGCGAAUCCUGCCUGCAUCCCUGCUCGAUAUCACAUCAAGACACACAAGUUCCACGGCUAAACAAAGCCCAGUUCUAGAGAGCUUAUAAUUUGUCGUAGCUGAAACCAGAUGAACUUCACACUUUUCUUUGUAAUGUUGUUUGGUGGUGAUUGGUGUUACGGUAGAUUGCAAUCAUCUAAGCAUUUUUAUCGCUCGUGGUGGUGACAGGCCGCCGUGACGACCUCCUGAGUCUACGCCGUCGAGUUUGUGACACCAUCGAGUGACCUCCCCGCCCGGUUUGGAAUCCCAUAAACCGGAAGAGAGCAAACAAAGCGGCUGGAAAUUACUGCAGUAACGUCGUUUGGCGCAGCAAUUUUUUUCUCCGUCGUUUCAACACCGACCAGGGGUUCGAGCCGCUGAACUUUUAUCGCUUGACACCUCUCCGGGAUUCGUUCUUGGACCGUUUCCAGCAGGGAGAGCUUUACUCUCUUUCUCUCUCGGAUGUGCGAUUAAGCUCUCUCUUGUAACUGGUUUAUCACGUGGAGAAUUUUCCACGCGCGGCUGUUGUGUUGUGAAAGGAGAACGGGGUUUACCUCAUGAAUGAAUCAGACAUUGGACGCAGUGUAGACGCACACGUGGGCCCAGGAGCCUAGCUGAGUUAACUGUGAGUUGUGAAUUGUGACGCCUUUUGGGGAGUGAGCACAGUGAAGUUCCGCGAAUCGUAGUGUGGUGGUACGUUACCAGAAUCGUAAUUAAAAAGAAUGCAAUAAAGUCCUACACGCCCCAAAUCGCAAAGAAAGAACCUCGAGACGCCAAGUGAAAAAUAAACAGAAGAGAAAAAAAAAACCAUUUCAAAGGGAUAAACACAGUGAACAAAACAAUCAUACACAAAGACGGAACGGAAAAUCAACAAAAAAGCAAAGAAAGACUCAUUCUCAUUUCGGAUCGCAGAAACCUUUGCCGUUGGAGCCACUGUCGUCUGCCUUGAGAAGCAGUGAGAAGUGCAGUGACGGGGGUGGAAAGUUUCAUUCCGAACAGAAGACAAAGAUUCGACGCUCCCCCAAGAACAACGAACGCCAUGAAUCCGAACCACUCGGGUGCGUCACGGAGGCCGUACUCGCGCGGGGCGGCCCCCCGAAACCGGUCCCGGAUGCCGUUUUCGCCGCACCACCAUCUGCACCACUCCAACAACCGGAACAAUAACAACCACGGUGGUGGUGGCGGUGGCGGCGGCGGAGGUGGCCACAAUCAGUCCUGGUACAACAAGGACAUGGAGAACAGCUUCAACUACGGUGAUAAUACCGGGAGUAGUCCUAAGGAAUCCUUCACAUACUCACCAAAGUCCCCACCAAUGCAAUUACAUUCCCCUCCCAUUACCAAUCGUCCAAUCUUAAUGCCUUACGGUGCUGCUGAUGAUGGUAGUGUUAAUAAUAGAUCUCAACAAAUUCUUAGAGCUGGACCCAGCCAUAGCCAUAGCGAUCGCCGUAAUAAUAUGGGUAUGCAGGAUAGAAACCGGCAUACGAUGGGUGCAUCCGGUGUCGAUCGACACAUGAACCAUUUCGAUGGACCUUCCAAUUCCUCUAGGGGUUCCGAUUUGCACUUUGACUCGCGCUCGGUGCUGUCGCUAGACUCGCUGAGAAACAGCCGCGAGAACAAUCGGGAACGCAUCAGUCCGCCGUACCAUCAGGGAAACAGUUCGCACUCGAACAACAACCACCAAACGCCGAGUCCGUCGUACGGUGGUUCGGAUCCGAACAACGGCAUGAAGUCGGACAGUCCCUCGCGGAAGCGCCGUCGCGUGUCGCGAAUGCCCAGCCAGUCUCCGCCGGCCAUCUGGGAACACCGGAGAUCUCCUCGGAACAAUAACCACCACAACAACCACCACAACCACAUCCAGCAGCAGCAACAUCAACAGCAACAACAACAGCAACAGCUCCAACAACAACAGCAACAGCUCCAACAACAGCAGCAGCAACAGCUGCUGCACCACCCAAAUCAGCACAGCCAUCCACCGCAUCUGCUCCAGCAUCCGGGGCCAGGCCCGGUCCAGCUUCAGCAAAGCAGUCCACCGCUGCGUAGACCACGGUUCCGCGAGCAACCCCGGGCCUGGGAACCGAUGCCGCAAGUAUUCCAGCAACCGUCACCACCUCAACCGCAGCACCAGCAUCCCUCACUGAUGGUUGACAUCAACCAAGUUCCUGUAAGCCUUCCACUCGGACACCACGAGCAGCUGUGGACGUACUCGGCCGGGCCGCACAUCUCGAUCUGCUCGGGACACCCGGCCGCCCCACAUAUCCCGCCUUGCCAAGUUCAUGGUGUCUACUCGCAACCAUUUGCUCAAACAUGUAACAUCGGUGGACACUUUGGUGCGUUCGCAUCCACUCCGGCCGCCCUGGCCGUGCCACAUCCUCAGCCCCACCAACCGCACUACCAGCACCCACAUUUGGCCCAACAGCGACCGGAUGGGCUUGGCCUGGACGGACUGGACCAUGCUGGUGCCUCACCGCUGCACGUGUCCCCGCUGGCCGCGGCCCACAUUCACUCAUCGCCACAGAUGGCCCAGAUCUCGCCGCCGCAGCCGAUCUACAUUUCGACCGAAACCGUGUUGAAUAUUCUCCAGGGUCGCACCAGUCAAUUCGAGCUGCUGCACAGAACGGCUCGACGCGCAAUAACCGCACCCCGGCGUAACUUUACCCGCUUCCACUGGCCAACCCCGCCCCCGUCGCACCCGCAUGCCCAUCCGGCCCACCGCCACCCGGGACUGCAGCACCAGCCGUUGGCACCGCAACCGGCCCAAGUUUCACUGUCGGCCACACCGUCCGCCUACUCCGGCAUCCUGUUGAACUUCUUCCUCUUCAUGUCCAUGCCCCACAGAGCCAUGUUCCCGCUGUCGACGUACGGCCAGCCGGACCUCAAUUCGCCGGACUCGAACGAAACGGAAAACUACGAAGCCCUGCUCAGCCUGGCGGAACGCUUAGGCGAAGCGAAACCACGUGGCCUUGCGAGACCCGAGAUCGACCAGCUGCCGAGCUACAAGUUCAACGCGGAAACCCACACCGGGGACCAGACGUCCUGCGUUGUGUGCAUGUGCGAUUUUGAGGCACGCCAAGUUCUGCGAGUGCUGCCCUGUUCGCACGAGUUUCACGCCAAAUGCGUCGACAAGUGGCUUCGGUCAAACCGCACCUGCCCGAUCUGCCGUGGAAACGCGUCGGAGUACUUUGAAAGCAGCGAGGAACAGUAAGUCGCCGCUUCCAAUCCAAUCCAAACCAACCCGUCAUGGGGAGUUGCCACCAGCAGGAUGCUCCGAGUUGGAGGUCUUGCAGAGGAAAAUUGAAAACAGGAACACAUUAGAAUGAUGCCGUCGCUUCGUCGUACCACUCACACUGCAGAAUCAUCCCCCGGGAUAAAGAAAAACAAUGAAUAAUAUCACUCCAGAUUCCACACCCUGAACCUAUAUCAUUAGAAACGGGACAGCAAUUGGUAGGAUGGUAGGGGGAAGGAAGCUGCAUAUUUAGACAGAGAAACAACUAAUCUUACGUAUACGUUUACUUCGUUUUGGCGUACCCGUUUUUGGCUAUAUAUAUUAUAUAUAUGAAGUAUAUAUUUCAAGUGAGUUGACGCAUUUCUCAAAACAUGCUGGACUAAACAACAACAAAAACACAUUUAAUCGACAAAAAAACAUGCAUAAGUCAAUGGUCUACUGAGCAAAACGUUUUAGCACUCGUGUGGUUUACGAUAGAAUAUGUGUUAUAGUUUUUUAACAUGUAAGUUUAUUCUCAGUAACACACACACUCACAACAAUAACUGUUUUGGGAGCAUAUAGACUUGAACCAUCAAUAUAUCGGAUAGACGUCGAAAGCGUUGUUUAGCAAAACAAAACAAAA